Messenger RNA from Iphiclides podalirius (scarce swallowtail), 4167 nucleotides. Lineage: Eukaryota; Metazoa; Arthropoda; Insecta; Lepidoptera; Papilionidae. The record is from the annotation of a GenBank genome assembly.
AUGCUCGGGUCCUUGUACUCCCUUGGCACCGACUCCUCGCUCACACACGACAGGAAAUAUUUGAAAACAGAAAUUGAAAGGAACAAACCUGCACUGGGCUCAUGCCUGGGUGCAUUCAGUUCUACUUUCCCGGUGGCAUUCCUGGAGCCUCACCUGAAUAAACACAACCAGUUCUCUCUUCUUAACCGCAUCGCUGAUCACUCGUUGGAAGCACAAGAUAUAAUGGCGAAAAUGGAGCAAUCAAUGCCGACUCUAGAGACUAUCUUAAACGAGGUAGACCAGUUUGUCGAGUCUGACAAAACGUACAACGAGGCGCCUCACAUCAUCGACGUGGUGUUGCCACUGCUGUGCUCCUACUUGCCGUUCUGGUGGGCGCAGGGUCCUGAUAACGUGACCCCAACUGGGGGAAACCAUGUCACAAUGGUGACAGCAGAGCACAUGAACCAAUUGUUGAAGAAUGUGUUGAAGCUCAUCAAGAAGAACAUCGGAAAUGAGAGUGCUCCUUGGAUGACUAGAAUCGCGACAUACACCCAGCAGAUAAUCAUCAACAGCUCAGAAGAGUUGUUGAGAGAUUCCUUCCUACCUCUCGCAGAGAGGGUUAGGAAACGUACGGAUACAAUGUUCCACAAAGAGGAGAGUCUGAGAGGAUUCAUCAAGUCGUCAACUGAUGAUACGUCGCAAGUCGAGUCGCAAAUUCAAGAAGACUGGCAGCUACUAGUCAGGGACAUUUACUCGUUCUACCCGCUUCUCAUCAAAUAUGUCGAUCUGCAGAGAAACCACUGGCUUCGUAACAACGUCCCAGAGGCAGAGGAGUUAUAUAAUCAUGUGGCAGAAAUAUUCAACAUCUGGUCGAAAAGUCAGUACUUCCUCAAGGAAGAGCAAAACUUUAUAUCGGCAAACGAAAUCGACAACAUGGUGCUCAUAAUGCCUACAGCUACAAGGCGGGUGACCACCAUUGUCGAUGGAACACCUCAAGGUGGUGGGAAGAAAAAGAAGAAGCAUCGCGACAAGAAGCGAGACAAAGACAAGGAGGUGCAGGCCUCUCUUAUGGUCGCCUGUCUGAAGAGACUCUUGCCAGUGGGGCUCAACUUGUUUGCGGGUAGGGAGCAGGAGUUGGUCCAACAUUGCAAGGAUAGAUUUUUGAAGAAAAUGUCCGAACAAGACGUGGCGGAGUUCGCGAAGACGCAGCUGACGUUGCCAGAUAAGAUAGACCCGGCGGACGAGAUGUCAUGGCAACACUACCUCUACAGCAAGCUCGGCUCCAAGAGCAAGACCACGAUCACGGUGGAGACGGCCGAGAACAAGGCGAAGAUCAUCGACGACACCGUCGAACGCAUCGUCGCCAUGAGCAAAGUGCUUUUCGGUCUGCACAUGAUCGAUCACCCACAGCAAAUGAGCAAAAACGUGUACCGCUCCGUAGUGUCGAUACAACGAAAGCGUGCCGUAAUCGCUUGCUUCAGACAGACGUCUCUGCACUCAUUGCCAAGGUGCAAACGACUUGUGGUGUCUUAUUGUGUAUGCCGUAAGGCUACCAAGCCGAAACAGCGCUCGGACAACUGGAAGAGGGUGCUAUGCGCCGCCAGGAAGCGCGCGGCGGUCGCUUGUCUGCGCUCGAUUCAUCUUUACAAGCUAAGUCGGCACCGUGCUUGCAACAUAUUCGCACGCACUUACUACGAACUCUGGCUGCAAGAGGAGAAUAUCGGGCAAGAGGUCAUGAUCGAAGAUUUAACCCAAUCGUUUGAAGAUGCAGAACUGAAGAAGAGCGAUGUAGUGGAGGAGGAAGGAAAGCCAGACCCCCUCACCCAGUUAGUCACCACGUUCUGCAGGGGCGCAAUGACGGAACGUUCUGGAGCUCUUCAGGAGGAUCCGUUGUACAUGUCGUACGCACACAUAAUAGCAAAAUCUUGUGGGGAAGAAGAGGAAGAAGGUGGUGGUGACGAAGAAGAAGGCGGUGGAGAAGCCGAAGGCGAGGAAGAAGGGCGCGCGAGUAUUCACGAGCAAGAGAUGGAGAAGCAGAAGUUGCUUUUCCACCAAGCCCGUCUCGCGGACAGGGGCGUAGCGGAGAUGGUGCUGCUCCACAUCUCCGCUUCGAAGGGUGUGCCAAGCGACAUGGUGAUGAAGACGCUGCAGUUAGGGAUCUCUAUACUGCGCGGAGGCAACAUCGAUAUUCAGAUGGGCAUGUUAAACCACCUAAAGGACAAAAAGGAUGUGGGAUUCUUCACGUCAAUAGCUGGCCUCAUGAACUCUUGUUCCGUCUUGGAUUUGGACGCUUUCGAAAGAAAUACGAAGGCUGAAGGUCUUGGUGUUGGUCUGGAGGGUGCGGCCGGCGAGAAGAACAUGCACGACGCCGAAUUCACCUGCGCCUUGUUCCGUUUCAUUCAAUUAACUUGCGAAGGCCACAACUUGGAAUGGCAGAACUACCUGCGCACCCAAGCCGGUAACACGACGACCGUAAACGUUGUAAUCUGCACCGUUGACUACCUACUGCGUUUGCAGGAGUCCAUUAUGGACUUCUACUGGCAUUACUCGAGCAAAGAACUGAUCGACCCGGCCGGUAAAGCGAACUUCUUCAAAGCCAUCGGAGUGGCGUCCCAAGUAUUCAACACGCUCACCGAGGUCAUACAAGGCCCUUGCACACAGAACCAGCAGGCUUUGGCACAUUCCAGAUUGUGGGACGCGGUCGGUGGUUUUCUGUUCCUCUUCUCGCACAUGCAGGAUAAGCUAUCGAAGCAUUCCUCACAAGUGGACUUGCUUAAGGAGUUGCUUAAUCUGCAGAAGGACAUGAUCACAAUGAUGCUGUCUAUGCUUGAAGGAAACGUUGUUAAUGGCACAAUCGGUAAACAGAUGGUGGACACGCUAGUCGAGUCGGCGUCUAACGUUGAACUCAUCCUCAAGUACUUCGACAUGUUCCUGAAACUUAAGGAUCUGACUUCGAGCGCCAGCUUCCAGGAGAUAGACGCCAACAACGACGGCUGGGUGCUGCCCAAAGACUUCAAAGAGAAGAUGGAGCAGCAAAAGAGUUACACACCAGAGGAGAUCGAGUUUCUGCUGGCUUGCUGCGAAACGAACCACGAUGGGAAGUUGGACUACGUGGGCUUCUGCGACCGAUUCCAUGAGCCCGCCAAGGAGAUUGGUUUCAACCUUGCCGUUUUGCUGACCAACCUUUCGGAGCACAUGCCAAACGAGCCAAGACUCGCCCGUUUCCUGGAGACAGCGGGCUCCGUACUGAACUACUUCGAGCCUUUCCUCGGCCGUAUCGAGAUCAUGGGAGGGUCCAAGCGCAUAGAGAGAGUCUACUUCGAGAUCAAGGAGUCGAACAUUGAGCAAUGGGAAAAGCCGCAAAUCAAAGAGUCGAAACGCGCGUUCUUCUACAGCAUCGUAACGGAGGGCGGUGACAAGGAGAAACUGGAGGCGUUCGUGAACUUCUGCGAGGACGCCAUCUUCGAGAUGACUCACGCUUCAGGACUGAUGGCGGCCUCAGAGGAAUCUGCGGGCGGUCCGAAGAAUAGAGAGGCGGCAUACAUGUACAUGGGCGAUGACGAUGACGAGAGGGCCGGUAAAGAUCCAUUCCGUCGCGGCUUGCAAUCCGUGAAGGACGGCAUCUCCGCGGCAUUCUCCUCCUUAUCGCCGUCCAACAUAAAGGCGAAGAUCGCGGAUCUGCAGCAGAUGCCCCCAGCUGAGCUGGUGCUCGGUUUCUUUAAAAUGUUCUUCUACCUCUUCUACUAUCUGGGCUAUGGCGUCCUCGUCGUUGUGAGGUACAUUUUCGGCGUGCUGUUGGGUUUGAUGCGGGGCCCGCAAACGGAGGAGGUACCACCGGAGCCCACGGAGGAGGAAAAAAUUGGUCCAUUGAGGCAUCUACCUGCUCUGCCGCCCGCGGAUGAUACUGGGCAGAUGCAAGUGUCCGCAUUCGGUUUGGACAUCACCAAGGAAGACAACGGACAGAUUCAAGUGAAACCGCACGAAUCCCCAUCGACGUCGACGCCAUCUUCGGGAGAGGAAGCCGAAGUGUCACCAGACGAGGGCGUUGAGCACACGGAAGAACAGCAACCGCCUUCCUUAAUCGACCUCCUGGGCGGAGAACAAGCGAAGAAGCAAGCUCAGGAACGCAUGGAAGCGCAGGCUGCCCAACAAGCCGCGAUGUCCGCCAUCGAAGCCGAAAGCAAAAAG